Messenger RNA from Coregonus sp. 'balchen', 1514 nucleotides. NCBI's taxonomy places the organism in Eukaryota, Metazoa, Chordata, Actinopteri, Salmoniformes, Salmonidae. The record is from the annotation of a GenBank genome assembly.
AUGGCAAACGACAGAAGUGCUGGGGACGCAGCUUGGAUUAUGCAUCAUCAAAUGCCGUCGAAUCCCAAAUCCGCCUGGCCUUCAAAUUACAACUCAGAAAAUAAUAACGUGAACUGGAGUAAAGCUAUGGUAAGUCACAUUGUAUAGCUAAUUCAUAUCAACACGUACUUAUGUUACUCACACGAUUUAAUAUCAGUAAACAAGCAUUGUCUUUUUGUACUGUGUACAUUUAGCUCAAGCUAGUUAGCUAGCCUACGUUCUAGCCAGUUAACGUUAUCUAGCUAGCCGUCUUCUGACAGUAAGAUUUCCUAUAUUGCUAGCUUGCUUUGCUAUAUUUGACAUGCAGAUUUUCUAGCUAGCUAUCUCGUUUGUAUUAUAUGACGUUAAAUAGCCUAGCUAGACAGACGGUUGAGACUACAAUACAUAGCUAACUAACUGGUAACUAUAACUAAUAGCCCAAUGAUGGACUAAAGGAGCCUAACGUUACUUUUUAUGGUGCAUUCAAGGCAACUGGGAACUAGAGGGAAAAAACGAGGUCAAAAUCAUGACGUCAGUGAAAGAAGCCCGAGAUUCCUAUUUGGAAUUCCGAGAUUGAUGACGGUUCAAAAUAUUUUUCCCAGUCAGAGCUCGUUUUUUUGUCUAGUUCCCAGUUGUUUUGAACACAGCAAUAGACCAUCGAUGACGUGACGUCACCGCAUUUGUUUCGUAUGAGAAUAGGAAGCAAUAGUAAUGGCUUCUUUUUGUAGGCACUAACUCUGCCAUGGUUUUGAACAAAGCCUAUGGGAAAAUUGAGUUUUUGUAGGGUUUUGGGAUAAAGGCCAAAAAUAAGGUGUGUAGUAAACACAGACUUAGGAGAUCAUAUACGUUUUGUACUUUGAGAAUCUUAAUCAGCUAACCUCACUUUUGUGAAUUUUGAAGCAUUUAUGUAAUAAAAAAUACCCACAAAGCACAUAAAGGCUUCAUAAUUCAUAAAGGUCAUGUUAACUGACAGAUAUUAUCUCAUAGAACAACACUUUCAUAAGCCUGUGUUAACCUCAGACCUUAUUUCCGGCGUUUAUUCCAAAACCCUAUUCUUUCCCCAUUUAAUGUUGCUUAUAGGAAUGGGUGACCGAACCAGAGGUAAAUCAUUUCCGUUUUUUAGGACUACAAGCUGGCGAGCUCUAUGCGUUUGAUGAGGAAGUUUCAUUUCAGCAUGUCGCCAUCUUGCUACAUGGAGGAGUUUUUGGAAACAUUGCAUGUGCAGUUUGAGCUACUGAAGGAAGUGACAUUGCAGGCUAGCUCAGUGGAGUAUAUCAGGUCAAUAUAGCUAGUUCAAACCGUGCAGAUUUUGAGGCUAGGUAAAUAAAUCUCUCCUCAUAUUCCUACAGGACGCUUCCCAAUACCCUGGUUAUUCCUCAAACUACUGGUACCCCCAGUCACAUUCCACAGCAGGGCACUAUGCAAAUGCCUAUCCUUCAGGAUCUGACAUGCAGCCACCUUACAACCCACAGGUACUGUCUUAUGUUAUAUCAUAG